AUUUUAGGUGCUGAAAUCAGUUUAACAAAUUCGUAUUCUGCUUAUUUGAGAUAAUAUUUAGAAAUGGGACUACUAGCGUUUAAAUAGAUCCCAGAAUUCUACUUUGCUAUUUUUAUUAUAAAUUUAUACAUUUUCCAGAAUAAUAUAUAAAACGACAGGAAUGUGAUACUAUUUUGGUAUUGGCUAGUGGGAUGAGAUGGAAAAUGACAAUGAUAGUGGCAUUCACCUCCAUCACGUAUUCCUGUUAUAUGCCUUUAUGUUUAUUUGAGGGGCAACUUUACCUUUCUAUCUCCUGGAUGUUGUUUGAACACUAAGUGUGAUGGCAGUACAGGAAGCUCGAGGGGGCUGUGCACAGGAGAGCAGUAUUCCAUCCCUGGAAGGUGAUAAAGCUCUAGAGGCAAGGUUCGAGUGUCCAAUCUGCUUGCAGUGUCUCUCAGAGCCUGUGCUGACACCAUGUGGACACCGUUUCUGUAAUGCUUGUAUUCACAAGUGGCUACAGCGUGAGGGUGGGGUGUGUCCUGUGGAUAACAUGCCUCUCAACGCAGAGAAGGACCUCUUCCCAGACAACUUCACCCGCAGAGAGAUUCAGGAGCUGGACGUAAAAAAACCACAGAAAGGACAAGACUUGGGUUCACAGAUGGUUGACUGCAGUUUCCGAGAAGUUGGCUGUCUGGCGUCGGUGCACCCAGAUGAGCUGGUAACACACCUUGACACACAGAUACACUACCACACGAGUCUACUGAAUGCAGCGUAUAGCAAGUUGCAGGUCUCCAUGCAGGAGAAGAAGGUGGAUGCAAAGGCACAGGAAGCUAGCAACCUUUGGGAGCCCGACAGCAAGGGGCACAUGAAUGGGGAUGUUCAGCAGUCUUGGCAGGGACUGUUGCGAUCACUGUAUGAGCGCAUCGUGGUGCUGGAGCAGAGGAACCGAGAGCAGGACAUCCAACUUGAAAACAUGAAACGACAGCUGUUUGCCAACAUUGACCAGGUUUCGCAGGACCUUGCUUUGCGGUACUGCAAUGGCACUUACUUGUGGACAGUGACGCAGAUCUCAAAGAAGUUGGUGUCCAUGGCAACCAAUCCCACACGCUCAAUGUUCUACAGCCCAGGGUUUUACACUGCCCCUAAUGGAUACAGGUUUUGUGCGCGGUUGAAUCUUUCUCCAAAUGACCAUUCUCACAUCGCCCUUCACAUACACCUCAUGCGGACAGGUCACGAUGAUUCUCUUUCUUGGCCGUUCACUGGACGUAUCACUUUUAUGCUUGUGAAUGCCACGGACUCUAGUCGACAUAUUUGUGACACGGUGAUGUCACGUCCAGAACUACAUGCUUUUAAGCGUCCGCUGAGGGACAUGAACCUACUUGGAUUCGGAUAUACCGAGUUUGUGUCUGUGCAUGAUCUGUUAAUAUCUACUCAGGGAUUUGUGACUCCUGAUGACAGCAUUCUGAUCAAACUGCAUAUUCUCAGUGUAUGACGUGGAAAGUGUAUGGCCUGGUUUCUUUUCAGGUCAGUAUUCUUUAUUUUAUUGUUUGAUAGUUUGAAGAACCUGCAUGUGAGGGAUAGUCAGUGCCCUUGGAAACUAAAGAUUUUAUUUAAUUCAUAUGCCAGUAUGGUGCCUUUAUAUCCCUUCAUAUACAGCUGCUCUAUUGGUUUAGUUUUUAUUUUAACACAUGAAAACAAGUUACUGACAGUAAUGUCUUUACAAAGGUUAUUGCAUGCCUUGUUGAAUAAGAGACACACUGCAGGUUUGUAGUGAUAUUGGCAUGUAUAAAGACAACUUUUCAAAGCUUAUUGCUGUUACAACGUAAAGUACGAUGAUAAUGAAUUGAAAGAGUAAGAUGUUAUUCUGAUAGUUCAUUGUGACUGACUUGUGGGUUGUAGUGUCUUUUACUCUCAUAAUGGAAGUAGCAGUAACCUAUGAAAUGUUAGUAAACUUAUACCACACUACACAGUGCUACAAUCCAGAAGGUAGCAAUUUUCUAGGUCAGAAAUCGUCCAACCAGAAAUAUUUGCCAGUGCUAUGGUUUCUGACAGACCUUGAAACAUAUGGGUUUUAACCCUACAAUACAUGAUUUUUGUUUUUGUUUUAAAUGAAAAUAGUAUUUUUAAGCAGUUGUGCAGGACUGUGAUCCAUGAAAAAAUAAUACAAAAAGUUUCAGUGUGAUUUUAUAUUUUUAUUGAAUUAUUAAUUUUUGCUAAAAGGGUACACUGUGCACUGGGAUCAAGUUCAGUCUGUAUUUCUAUUUUAUUACUCAUUUUUUUAUUUAGAGUAUAAUGAUUUUUUCUAUAGCAAGCUGACGUGCCAUAAAAUAUCCGCUUCAAGCCAUAAAACUGCGAAUUCACUUAUCUAUAGAAAUGGAAAUCAAACUCAACAUUUCAAACAUGAAAUAAUAAAUCAAACUGUCGUAAAACAAAGCAAAUAUCUGUAACAGUGAUGAUGAUAAUAUUAUAUAAAAAGUAAAUAUU
Molecule: messenger RNA, 2463 nt
Organism: Zootermopsis nevadensis
Lineage: Eukaryota; Metazoa; Arthropoda; Insecta; Blattodea; Termopsidae
Product: TNF-receptor-associated factor 6
Biological process (GO): protein ubiquitination; innate immune response; lipopolysaccharide-mediated signaling pathway
Cellular component (GO): plasma membrane signaling receptor complex
Molecular function (GO): ubiquitin protein ligase activity; protein binding
Source: RefSeq, a predicted model, not a curated record